CGCUUCAGUUUAGUCGUCUGCGUCAGUUGGGAUAGUGGUGUGUGUGUGAGCGCUUGUGAGUAGCGGAAACAAUACAGAAAAGUGUGUUUUAUUUCAACGAGGACAGAAAUGACACGGCCGGAGGUGUUUUAUAUCGUCGGGGCGCUGUUGGUAACACAAUGCGCCGCCAUCAUCAGAGUUCCCCUUCAUAAAACCAGAAGCCUGCGCCGCCUGAUGAGCGACAAUGGGAUGUCUCUGGAGGAGCUUCGGGCUCGGGCCAGAGACACAGGAGCUCCGGACAGCUCCCCCGCCCCCGACCUGCCUGUGGAGAGGCUGACCAACUUCAUGGAUGCCCAGUACUAUGGGGUGAUCAGCAUCGGCACCCCUCCGCAGGACUUCACUGUGCUGUUUGACACCGGCUCCUCCAACCUCUGGGUCCCCUCCAUUCACUGCUCUUUCUUCGAUCUGGCCUGCUGGCUUCAUCAUCGUUACAACUCGAAGAAGUCGAGCACAUACGUUCAGAACGGCACCAAGUUCUCCAUCCGGUAUGGCAGAGGCAGCUUGACCGGCUUCAUCAGUGGGGACACGGUCUCUGUUGCAGGUCUGUCCGUUCCUGGCCAGCAGUUUGCUGAAGCAGUGACGCAGCCCGGAAUCACAUUUGCAGUGGCACGGUUCGAUGGGGUCCUGGGCAUGGCCUACCCCUCUAUCUCGGUAGCUAAAGUCGUCCCGGUGUUUGACACAGCCAUGGCAGCCAAACUGCUGCCCCAGAACAUUUUCUCUUUCUACAUAAGCAGAGACCCCAAAGCAGCAGUGGGAGGAGAGCUGAUACUGGGUGGGACAGACCCCCAGUACUACACCGGAGACUUGCACUAUGUCAAUGUCACACGAAAGGCCUACUGGCAGAUCGAGGUCAACGGAGUUGAAGUUGGCAACCAGCUGACUCUUUGCAAAGCCGGUUGCCAGGCUAUUGUUGACACGGGAACAUCGCUAAUUGUCGGCCCUGCAGAGGAAAUCAGAGCGCUGCACAAAGCCAUCGGAGCUCUGCCCCUGCUGAUGGGAGAGUACUUGAUCGACUGUAAGAAGAUCCCAUCUCUGCCUGUCAUCUCCUUCAACGUUGGAGGGAAGAUGUUUAACCUGACUGGAGAGGAUUAUGUCAUGAAGGAGUCUCAGAUGGGUACGUCCAUCUGUCUGUCCGGUUUCAUGGCCAUGGAUAUCCCACCACCCGCAGGGCCCCUGUGGAUCCUGGGAGAUGUAUUCAUUGGGAAGUACUACACUGUGUUCGACAGAAACGCCGAUCGUGUGGGGUUCGCCCCUGCCAAGUAGUCCCCAGAACACUUUGUAUGUAACAUGUUGCACUUUUUCAUUUGUCGUGGUCAUUUGUCUUUAAAGAUGACACCAAGCAAAGCUAAAUUUCAUCAUCAGUGUGUUGCACUGUUUGAUUUGCAGCAGUCAAAAGCAUUCAUUGGUUCUUGUGCAUCAAUGCAAGGCCUUACACAAGUAGCUGGUUUCCAAUAAGCAAAUCUGGAUCUUACGUUAACAGCCACUUCCACAAAUCUAACAGAGUGGAUGUUUUCUGCCACAGAACAAAGGGACUGCUUUUCUUGCAAUUGUCUGAAGCUGCUUUUUUUUUUUUUUUUUUUUUUAUCUUUGGGGCAGGAUUGAGUGAAAAUGCAUAGUUCUACGCAUUUCAAUACAUUUCAGCUUUAUUUUUUGUACUCUGAGGGAACAAAUGCACCUCACAUUGAUGUACUUUUCUUUCUUAGCAACUGAACCAUAUUUCCAGUUUCCAAUGUCUAAUGAUUUAGUUGGAGCUGCUUUUGUACACUGAAGGUAUCUCAGGAUGUUUCUUUUAACACGCCUAUGUGCAUUUUAUUACCAAAUGUCACUGAAUAAAACUUUAAUAAUUAAA
This is a messenger RNA of Dicentrarchus labrax (European seabass), 1888 nucleotides long. RefSeq names its product napsin A aspartic peptidase (gene napsa). Gene Ontology annotation, biological process: proteolysis. Gene Ontology annotation, cellular component: lysosome. Lineage: Eukaryota; Metazoa; Chordata; Actinopteri; Moronidae. The record is from RefSeq and is a predicted model, not a curated record. The transcript is spliced from 9 exons. The coding region runs from base 109 to 1302 and encodes 397 amino acids. Gene Ontology annotation, molecular function: aspartic-type endopeptidase activity.